Zingiber officinale is the source of this 2776-nucleotide messenger RNA. Its product is annotated as TPR repeat-containing thioredoxin TTL1-like. Bases 222 to 2315 code for a protein of 697 amino acids. Gene Ontology annotation, cellular component: cytoplasm. Gene Ontology annotation, molecular function: protein binding. The transcript is spliced from 7 exons. The record is from RefSeq and is a predicted model, not a curated record. Lineage: Eukaryota; Viridiplantae; Streptophyta; Magnoliopsida; Zingiberales; Zingiberaceae.
UUCUUUGAUCUCUAGUUGAGAUCGCUGGAUUCUCCCUAACUAUUCUAUUCUGGUUAUCCCAUUUCGAGAUCUCGCAUUUCUGUCUCCUUGAGAGAUUGUUGUACUGUUUGGUGGUGGUUUCUUCUCUUCUGUAGGCAUUGCCACUGUGAGAGUUGCCGGCGAGGGAGAGGAAGCGGGAGGUGGGACGGGAUACCUGAAGCGGACGAAACGAGGCCGCUAAGAUGUCGCGCGCCGGCGAGACGGACCGGCCGGAGCAGGGAUGCGGUUCAGUUUCGUUGUCUCCAGGGCGGAUCCAACCCGUGGUCGAAAGGUUCAAGUCCGCGCUCAACGUGGAGGAGAACAAACCUGACUUCCCCGACAUCGGGUCCCCCGUCUCCCCUCUCCGGCCUCGCAACCCAUCCCAGAGCAGCAGCUUCUCCAGUUCCUCUGGACCCGCUUCAGCGAAGACCUUGACGCAUGCCUCCGUUGCCCACCUGGUCUCAAAUCCUGGCGCCGCUGUGGCCGGCGUCGGGAAGCGGAGUCACUCCGGUGAGCUCUCUGGUGAGACCAGCCCGAUAUCCAUGGAAUUAAGAAAUGUGAGAAGUCCCUUCCACCGUCGAUCGGGUUCUGGGCCGCAGAUCUACUCCGGCGGCAGUGGCAGUAGCAGUAGCAGUAGCGGCGGCGGCGGCGGUAGUAGCACGGCCAGCUCUCCCGUCGCCAAUGUGCUUCCUGCGGGGAACAUCUGCCCCUCAGGGAAGAUCGGGAAGACCGGAAUGAUGCAGAGGACGACGCCAAGAAACGAUGUGCUUGGGUCGGGUACUGGCAACUAUGGCCAUGGCAGCGUAAUCCGGGGUGCAGUUGGUAGCAGAGAGAAAUUGGAGGGUUCGAACCCAAAGAGAGACAUGGGCAGAAUCGAUACCGAGGAACUAACAAAGGCCGGGAAUGAGCUCUACAAGAAGGGGCUGUAUGCAGAUGCUCUUGCCCUUUAUGAUAAAGCGAUUGCCACGUUCCCGAAAAAUUCUGCAUGCCGGAGCAAUCGUGCGGCGGCUCUUGUGGGGCUCGGAAGGGUAGGAGAAGCAGCAAGAGAAUGCGAGGAGGCAGUCCGAUUGGAUCCGACAAACGUGCGGGCGCAGCAUCGGCUAGCAUCUAUAUACAUACGGUUAGGGCUUGUUGAUGUUGGAAGGAAACACCUUUUCUUGGCUGGACAUCCGCCCGAUCCUGUUGAGUUGCAGAAGUUGCAAGAACUAGAGAGAAACUUAGGGUUCUGUGAAGCUGCAAGGAGGAUAGGCGAUUGGAAGAGUGCAUUAAGGGAAGCUGAUACUGCAAUUGCUGCAGGAGCAGACUCUUCUUUGCUGUUUGUUGCGUUGAGGGCAGAAGCUCUCCUCAACCUUCAUCAGUUUGAUGAGGCUGACUCAAACUUGACGAGAUCUAAAAUUGAAGAUUCAAUCCACGUAGUCUCAGCUACCAAAGUCUUUGGCAUGCUUUCCCUUUCUUAUUUCUACAUUGUUAAAGCGCAAGUUGAUAUGACAUUGGGAAGGUUUGAGAAUGCAGUAACAGCUGCUGAAAAGGCCAGGCAGAUAGAUGCUAGGAGUGUAGAAGUGACAACAGCAUUAAACAACAUAAGAUCAGUAGCAAGAGCUCGGACUCAGGGAAAUGAGCUCUUUAAGUCUGGAAAUUUUGCAGAGGCCUGCACAGCUUAUGGGGAAGGACUGAGGUCCAGUCCUUCAAACCCGGUACUUCUAUGCAACAGAGCAGCUUGCCGUUCGAAGCUUGGACAGUGGGUUAAAUCUGUGGAGGAUUGCAAUGAAGCUUUGAGACUCCAACCUAACUACACUAAGGCUCUUCUCAGACGAGCGGAUUCCUAUGCCAAGCUUGAGCGCUGGGCUGAAGCUGUACGAGAUUAUGAAGCACUGAGGAAAGAACUUCCAGGGGACAAUGAUGUCGCUGAAGCCUUAUUCCAUGCCCAGGUUGCACUAAAGACUUCUCUUGGUGAGGAUGUCUCUAACUUGAAGUUUGGUGGAGAUGUUGAGGAAGUUACUAGUGUGGAACAAUACCAAGCAGCUGUAUCAUUACCGGGAUCUUCAGUUGCCUACUUCAUGACAGCUUUAAAUUCACAAUGCACUCAACUAUCCUCUUUUCUUGAUGCUAUGUGCAGCCGUCAUCCAUCUACAAACUUUAUCAAGGUUGAUAUCAACCGUAGUCCUGCUGUUGCAAAGGCUGAGAAUGUUAGGAUAGCCCCUACAUUCAAGAUCUACAAAAAUGGAAGAACAGUCAAGGAGAUAAUCUGCCCUAGCCAACAAAUGUUGGAGUCAUCGGUGAGCCACUACAGUCUUUAAGGUGACAGAAGCUAUUUUGAUAGAUCCUGGAAAAUUCACAGAACUUGAUCUAGGAACUGAGAUACAAAGUAGCUGUUUUGUGUCAAAGAGUGAACUUGAGUCGAAAAAGAAAGAGCUCAAGUUUUCCACCUUUACUUUUACUUUGCUUCAUCCUCUUGUCAAUUGACCCAUUUUUUCUUACCAUUUUCUGCUCCAUUAAUAUAUCCAAUCUCAUUCCUUGUCAGUCCACCUUUAUUUUCCCUACAUACCUGUGCCUGCAUUUGAGUAGUGAAGUGGAUAAUUGUUCAGUGCAUGUAUAUACAGCAUACGAAUAGAACAUUGGAAGCUGAAGAUGGGAGGGGCGGGAAGGAAAGAAGGGAGGAGGGGGAAGGGGUUCAUUGAUUUUUUUUUCCCUUGUUGCAUUGUUGUGCUACCACUUCUAUGAAAUAAAACAACUUUAUGAAUUCUUUCUCCUUCCACAA